Molecule: messenger RNA, 1002 nt
Organism: Guillardia theta CCMP2712
Lineage: Eukaryota; Cryptophyceae; Pyrenomonadales; Geminigeraceae
Exons: 3
Coding region: 1-1002 (333 amino acids)
Source: RefSeq, a predicted model, not a curated record
AUGCUGCCGCGAGGAGGGCUGAUCGCCGCGAUCCAUGGCAAGAAAAGAAGAACACGCGCCGAAGAGGAUCACAACGUCCUGUCUCUUCUUGAGCCCCCACAUGUCUACAAGGACAGGAUGGAGGCUGUCCAAGUUGUGCUGGAAGAUGUGCAAUCGCAUACCAUCUUCGGACCUGCUCACGGGAAGACAGACCAUUCUCACAAUGUGGCAGUGGAUGGUCUUCUCAAAAGAGUGAAAGAUAGACUUCAUCGCUCCCAUGCAUACCUCAAAUUAGCUUCCACUGCGCUCUUCUAUAUUUUGUUUGCAACUCUUCUGUUUACUCAGGGGAAUGUAACAGAUGCGUACGCCAUGGAAAGUUCGAUCAUCAACUUGAUCAUAGGGCAGCUUCCCACGCUUGGAACUGGAGGAUAUACAAAUUCGAAUGUGGGAGCAGCAGGGAUGCUGAAGAGUUCAAAUGAUUUCUAUGCAUGGUUGUCAAAGGCCGUGAUAUCCAACGUGUUCACUGACCCAAUAUGUGGAGAUGGUGUUUGCGAUGCGCCGGAUGAAUACCCUGGUUUCAGUAGAUUUGGCUGCGUUGCAGACUGUGGAAAUUACCUUCAAGUGACCCCCAUCACAAUCGACCUCGAAGAUGUGAUCGGUACAAGUCAAACGUCCUUGGGUUGGAAUGUGAAGAAUACGUCUAUCGCGAGUUCAGACAAAGCUGGAUUCAAAUUCAACAUCUACAGUGAAACCAUGGGAGACUUCUUGUUCGCAGAAGAUCAGAAUCCAACAUCAUCACCUUCUAUAUCCACUGAAGUUCCUGAUGAGAUUGAUGCUUACAUCAGCACUGUUCCUGCUCGAAAUACACUGAGCGACUAUGAAUAUGGCGAUCAAAGAGAAUACCUUGCUUCUUCAUUCCUAAUCACGCAAGGAAUUCAAGGCUACUGCUCCACUUUGCAAGGCAGCUCCGAUUCUCGUUGCCAGAGCUUGAAUACUUUGAUAUCUUUUGAGGCUCCUUUCUAG